UCACGGCACUCCUCGUGCGUGUGUUUUGCAUAUGCUUGCAGAGAGUCUAGGCAGAAAGCGAGCAAAUAGUAAAAUAAUUUGUUUCAUUGAGGGCUUUGCUCCCGAAUGCAGCGCUCAUUUUCGCAAGGCAAACGAACCUUAUCGUGAUCCGUGUGCUACAUCCAAUUGAUCCUGGAAUAUACACCAACAGCUGGGUUUUGUUGGCCGGAUUUGAAUUUUAUUAUUCACCAUUGUAAUUGAGAACAUUUCCCAGUGCUGGUUUUCAACAGUGUUGCAACCAGUAGAGACGAGCACUAUGGUGCUUCAGUUUAAGAUGUCAAUCCACACUGUACUGUCAUUGGUCAUCUGCUACUAUGCACUCACCGGUACUACAAUGAUGAGUUGUCCAGCGACAUGUUCGUGUAGUGGUGCACCUAGUUACACUGUAAAUUGCUCCAAUCGCAGCUUAACAAUGGUGCCUGGUGGAAUACCGAACACAACAAUGACUCUAUUUUUGAACGAUAAUCAGAUCCAGACUCUAAGUGACGGUGUGUUCUCUGGUCUACCAAACCUCCGAGAACUAUUUUUGUACACUAAUCAGAUCCAGAAUUUAAGUGACGGUGUGUUCUCUGGUCUAACAAACCUCACAGCACUAUAUUUGAACGAUAAUCAGAUCCAGAAUUUAAGUGACGGUGUGUUCUCUGGUCUACCAAACCUCCAAAUACUAGGUUUGAGCUAUAAUCAGAUCCAGAAUUUAAGUGAUGGUGUGUUCUCUGGUCUACCAAAUCUCUUCUUUGCCCUGUAA
Molecule: messenger RNA, 784 nt
Organism: Sycon ciliatum
Lineage: Eukaryota; Metazoa; Porifera; Calcarea; Leucosolenida; Sycettidae
Product: leucine-rich repeat-containing protein 15-like
Exons: 7
Coding region: 296-784 (162 amino acids)
Cellular component (GO): extracellular matrix
Molecular function (GO): protein binding
Source: RefSeq, a predicted model, not a curated record